Molecule: messenger RNA, 459 nt
Organism: Drosophila kikkawai
Lineage: Eukaryota; Metazoa; Arthropoda; Insecta; Diptera; Drosophilidae
Product: 5-hydroxyisourate hydrolase
Biological process (GO): purine nucleobase metabolic process
Molecular function (GO): hydroxyisourate hydrolase activity
Source: RefSeq, a predicted model, not a curated record
AUCCCGAGAUACUUACAGUCCGCAGUCUUGAAGUUCUCUUUCAUCAAUAUGGACGUACGUAAAUUUUCCACUCACAUACUGGACACUUCCGUGGGUGAAGCUGCCGCCAAUGUCCGCGUAACCGUUUCCAGGCUGGACGAGCUACAGGAGUGGAAAUCCCUUCGAGCGGCCAAAACCAAUGAGGAUGGUCGGUGCCAGCUCUUGGAGCCUGGCCAAUUUCCCAGUGGCAUCUACAAGCUGACGUUCCAUGUCGGAUCUUAUUUUGCCGCGCGCAAUGUGAAGACUCUGUAUCCCGUUAUUGAGAUCAUUGCGGACUGCAGCGAAAAUCAGCACUAUCAUAUUCCCCUCUUGCUUAAUCCCUAUGGAUACUCUACAUAUCGCGGUACAUAAACGAAGAACUACUAUUUAAAACUAUUUCACAUAUGUGGUUAAAAAUAAAAAUAAAGAUAUUUUGCAAAA